Molecule: messenger RNA, 2834 nt
Organism: Bacillus rossius redtenbacheri
Lineage: Eukaryota; Metazoa; Arthropoda; Insecta; Phasmatodea; Bacillidae
Gene: Rtf1
Product: RNA polymerase-associated protein RTF1 homolog
Exons: 14
Coding region: 241-2379 (712 amino acids)
Cellular component (GO): Cdc73/Paf1 complex
Molecular function (GO): DNA binding; RNA polymerase II C-terminal domain phosphoserine binding
Source: RefSeq, a predicted model, not a curated record
AGGAUAUUCACUCUAUGGCUCAAACAAAUGCAUGCUGGUUGUUUUGUUUAUAUGUUGUGUGAAAUGUGAGAAAAUAUUGUUAUGGUAUUAUGAAUUGAAUAAUUUUUCUAUAAUUUGCGUUCUCAAUUAAUGUUAUAGUUACAUGUUUUCGUUUAUUAGGUCUUAGGUUAAUAAGUAAAACUUUUUAAUUUUAAUACCAGAACAUUUCCAGUACAUUUUUGUGAAAUUUUCCUGAGUAUUAUGGGAAAAAGGAAGAAUUUAAUUGAUUCUGGCAGCGGUGAAAGUGAUGGUAGUGGUUCUGAUCUGGACUCUGAGUUCCUUUCUCUGGCGAAGAAGAGGAAGAACAAAGACCAGGAUGGAGCAUCUGCGGAGCCGAACAACGCCGCGGAGAAAGCGUUCACGGACUCCGACACCUCGGACUCUGACGUGGAGUGGGACGCGCGGGGCAACAACAACAACAAGAAGAAGAAGAAGAGCAAGCCGGCCAAGCGCACGGGCAAGAGAACCGUCACCAAGUCGUCGUCUGGGAGCGGCAGCGAGAGCGAGAAGGAGCAGGAUUCGGAGCCAGAGGAAGGAGAGGUUUCAGACUCCGAGGCGAGCGACUCUGACAGCUCGGCGCUCAGCCAGGAGGAGUUCAACGACGGCUACGAUGAGAACCUCAUGGGGGACGAGGAGGACCAGGCCCGCCUGGCGCAGAUGACGGAGAAGGAGAGGGAGCAAGAGAUAUUCAAGAGAAUAGAGCAGCGGGAAGUGAUGAAGACGAGGUUCGAAAUCGAAAAGAAGCUGAGACUUGCCAAAAAACAAGAGAUGAAAAAGAAGCGUGACCAAGAGAAAAGGAAAGAAGAGAAAAUGGACGCGAAAGAAAGGAGCAAGGAGAGGAAGAAAACCGUGGAGGACCGCGGGAGGACGGACAAGAAAGCUCAAGCAAUGAACUUGUUGAAGGCCAGGCGGGAAGAAAAACGGGAAAGAGAGGAGAAGGAGAAGCAGCAGCGCAUGGAGCAGGAGAGGAGGAAGGAGGAGGAGAAGGAGGAGGAGGACGAGGGGGAGGAAGCGGAGGAGAAGGACCAGGAGGAGCAGGAGAGGUCGUCGUCGUCGGCCCGGAGCACCAAGCUGAAGGCGUCGGACAUCUACUCGGACGACAGCGGCUCGGAGAGCGGCAAGUCGGAGCAGCAGCCGGAGCCUCGCCGGCGGAGCAGCAGCAGCAGCAGCUCCCGGAGCAGCAGCGACUCCGAGUCGGACAGCAAAUCCGUUUCAAGUGCUCGUACUAAAGUGAAGAAAGUACUGUACGUAACGAAAAAAGAAGAUUUGAACAGAAUCAGGUUAUCGAGACAUAAGAUGGAAAGGUUUGUGCACCUUCCUUUCUUUGAACGAGUGGUCAUUGGCUGUUUCGUCAGGAUAGGUAUUGGCUGUAAUAAUGGAAAACCUGUAUAUAGGGUGUGUGAAGUAAGUGGUGUGUGUGAAACUGGCAAAAUAUAUCAGUUGGGCAGUACAAGGACAAACAAAGGAUUAAAACUCAGGCACGGGGCCCAGGAGCGGGUGUUCCGGCUGGAGUUCAUCAGCAACCAGGACUUCACGGAGAGCGAGUUCUUCAAGUGGAAGGAGGCGUGCGCGCUGCAGGGCAUCUCGCUGCCGACCCACGACGAGCUGGAGCAGAAGCUGCGCGACAUCAAGGAGGCCCUCAUCUACGAGUUCAAGGAGGAGGACAUCGAGAAGAUAGUACGAGAGAAAGAAAGAUUUAAACAGAACCCAUACAACUAUGCAAUGAAGAAAACACAGUUAAUGAAAGAGAGAGAUAUGGCACAAUCUAAAGGAGACGAGGAGACAGCGACGAGGAUACAGCAGCAGCUGCAGGAGCUGGAGGAGCGGGCGGAGGAGCUCGACAAGAUGCGCACGUCGACCAUAUCCAGCAUCAGCUACAUCAACGACCGCAACCGCAAGAGGAACGUGGAGGAAGCCGAGAAGGCCAUAAUGGAAGAAGUAAGACUUACCAAGGGUAAAAAGUCAAAUGACCCUUUCACACGUCGCAGUACAAAGCCUCGAAUGGUGUUCAAAAUGGCGGAGGAAGAUCCACAGAUGGAUGAUGAAGGCUCUGAGCAAUCGUCGCAACCUGAAGAAAACAGCGUGGUCAAGGAAAGGAUAACGGCGGCGAACGCGAAAGAACAGGACGAGCUGGACAAGAAGACGAAGGACGCGAAGGGUGGCGUGAACACGGACGACCUCUUCUCCGCCCACGACUUCGACAUAAAAAUAGACUUGGAAGUUCCGCUGCCAAAUAACCCUGUGAGUGUAACUCCAAAACCAAUGUCUAUGGCAAAAGAUACGGGUCCCAGAAGAUCGUUAAACCUCGAAGAUUACAAAAAGAAGAGAGGACUGAUCUGAAAAAUUGGAUAAUUUUAAGUGACAAUUUGAAAAUCAGCAGAUCGUUAUGCUGAUUAAUGGUGACUGUGUAUGUGUUAAAGUCUUAUCAAUUUUUUUAACUAUCCCGAACUGUAGUUAGCGUAGUAGCCAAUCAAUCAAUCAUGAAAUGUGUGUAAAGUGUGCAAUGUUAAUUUAUCUUUCGUUAGCAACUGUACAAUCAGGUGCAGUUUUUUUUUCUUUCCCAAUCGUGUUUCUGUGGUGUGUGUGUGUGUGUGUGUGUGUGUAGUGUGUUAACUUCAGAACUCUUAAAAAGAGAAUUAUCAAGCAGUGUUCAUAACAAUUUUACAGUUGAUUUGCAAAUAAUGAUAAUAGUAAUAGUGCUCUUUAUAUUUACUACCAAGGACUUAUCUUGCACAGGUUGCUCAUUCGUUUGUAUUACUAACUCAGUUGAUAAAUGUAUUUUUUUUUAGAUAUAA